AUGCUUGAAACAGCACUUCUAUUUCGGGAAGCAUUUAACCGGUUCGGGAAGAUUGAACCUGAUUUUCUUAAUGUUGCUCCAACGAGUGAAGACUGGAAUAAUGCAAGUAGUCUUUCAAUCUGCUUGAAGGUCUUUUAUGAAGUCACCAUUCUCUUUUCAGCUCAUGUAUACUCAGCAAACAUUUCGACAAAUCAAGUGAACAUGGAAGAUUCAGUUGGUAGUAGUGGUAGUACUUUAUCUUCUCAAAGUUCUUUUACUUCUAGAAGGAAAGGUUUGACGGAAUUUCUGGAAGAAAGUUCACAACAUGACGUUGUUCGCACAGAUCUAGAGCAAUACCUAUCAGCUGAUGUUCACCCUAUUAGAAAAGGAAGUGGUAUUGAUCUGAAUGAUUCUAGUUUUGAUGUUUUGGGGUGGUGGAAAUUUCAUGGACCAAUGUAUCCAAUUGUAGCAGUGAUAACUCGUGAUAUAUUAGCAAUUCAUGCGUCAUCGGUGGCUUCUGAAUCUGUUUUCAGCACCAGUGUUAGUGAUUCAUUUACUAUGGUUCUUGUACGUCAACUAACUAUUUUAUUGUGUUAG
Messenger RNA from Papaver somniferum (opium poppy), 576 nucleotides. Its product is annotated as zinc finger BED domain-containing protein RICESLEEPER 2-like. The transcript has 3 exons. The record is from RefSeq and is a predicted model, not a curated record. Lineage: Eukaryota; Viridiplantae; Streptophyta; Magnoliopsida; Ranunculales; Papaveraceae. Gene Ontology annotation, molecular function: protein dimerization activity. The coding region runs from base 1 to 576 and encodes 191 amino acids.